Molecule: messenger RNA, 1422 nt
Organism: Phymastichus coffea
Lineage: Eukaryota; Metazoa; Arthropoda; Insecta; Hymenoptera; Eulophidae
Exons: 4
Coding region: 1-1422 (473 amino acids)
Source: RefSeq, a predicted model, not a curated record
AUGCAGUCGGUGCCCCAAGUUACGUCGAGCGCAACGAGCUUAACGAAUAGCAGCGAGAAGUAUACUGCACAGCAUUACGUCGCGCCGGCAAUCGAACCGGUCACCUUUCUAGCUACAGAGCGAAUAAUGCGCGUAAUGUUCCCCGAUCAAAGCGAACACUGGCUGAGUGCGGCGGCGGCUGCAGAGCUGAAACGGGCGUGGCAAGCAGAGUUCCAGGCGCGCGUUUUAAAAGAAAACUUGAACGACUUUUGGGCUACGCAGCAAGCAGAAAUGCAAGAGUUAGUAUUGCGUAGCAGAAAACAGGAAAAACGAAUAGAGGAACUGCUGCAAGCCAUCGCCACAUUGCGGUCGGAAAAAACAGACGGCCGAAAAUCAAGCGCGCUUGAACGUGACGCGGACAGGCAAAGGGGUUCAUUUCCAAGACACGUUCGAUUUAAAUUACUACGAGCUGUCAAGCCAGUUCGAUGGCUCAAUACGACCGUCGCCCUCAACACUAAACCCGCAAGCGCCGAUGUUUCACUCGACCACGAAACCGUCAGUGCAAAAUCAGCACGAAGCGCCGCGAAUGGCGACUACAGCGGCAGGUACACACUCGACGAUCCCAGCAGCAAACUACGCUUCACAGCUUCCUUCCGCAGACUCGAUGACGCCGCUGUUCCAGAAGCCUCGCUGUUCUGGUUUCGAGCUAUAAGGCCCGCAUGGAAAACGUACCAAGAUUUCAAGGACACGGCACUCAAGACGCAUAGCAAGACAAAGAGGAAUAGGAGGAGCCUGAUCGUGGAAGCUCAACUGCGCACUCAGGGGGAAGACGAGCCUCGACGACUAAAGCGGUGCAAGGAUAACUUGAUCAACUUCCAAGAGCUGCUGGAAAGAGCUCAAGAAGCAGAGGACGAUGAGGUAGGCCAAUGGAGGCCUCCUCCUCCAGCAGAACAAAGUAUGCUGCCGGAAGCGGCUUACAAGCCCAAGUCGAGGGCAGCCAAGAUAAAGCCAGCCGGCAUCGCCUCAGUCAGCGAUCAAGCUGCGGAGCCGAACUGGGAAAAAUGCCUCAGGGAGUUUUUGGAGCAAAAACUCAAAUCGGCUAACGGAGCGAAGGCCCAGACGUCGUCGGCGCGAAGUCAAAGCGCUGUGGUAAAGCCUGAACAGGGUACUCAGGUGGCGGCAAAGGCCAACGCCGGCGCGACACCCCGCGGCUCACCAGGCGGUGGCCGAGGCGAGAAAGGUGGAGGCAGAAAUGGCCGUUCCGGAGGUAAUCAGGCUCAGAUCAUCACUCCAAAGUCCGACAAGAACAAGGACAAAGAAAUUGGUCCAAGUGGCGACAAAGUACCCUGCUGGAAUUGCUGUUGGCCCGGUCAUUCCAGGUUCACCUGCCCGGAGUGCUCCGCUAAACUAGCAGAGCCAAAAAACGAGACGGGAAGUGCGUAG